GUAACAUCCGCAUUCUUAAUGCACAUGUGCCACUUUCACGGCGAGAGGCGUGCAGCAAGAUGUCGCAGGCCAUCCGAGCAUCACACUUCACGUCCGAAGUAACACAUUUCCAGGCCCAUACGACAUAACUUUAUAGACGUUGGUUCAGACUUUGGUUCAGACUUUGGUUCAGACUUUGGUUCAGACUUUGGCUCCGCCUUUGGUUCAGACCGACUUGUAACAUGAACGUGAAACGCCGCAAAGGCCCGUUGGUUGAGGCCUUGAGAGUACCUACGCCUCGACCUGUGUUACAGCACCUCGAGGCGCACGCCCGUGCCUGGGUCGUGACAAAAUUUCGGGCAAUUUACUCGGGCGACAAGUCGCUCGCCUUCUUCCUAGAGAAUCGGCAGGCGGUGGUGGAUGGCCUCAUUAGUCUGCUGUGGGAGCCGUUGCUGCUGGCGGCGGCGGCGGCCGGCGUGGAUGGGCCGGCGCAACGCCUCGGCAUCCCGGUGACUAGCCGCGGUGGCGGGGGCGGUGCCGCAGCGGCGGUGGUGUGCAUCCAGUUCGAUGCCACCUUCCCGUGCGAGCUGGAGCCUAAGCUGUCGGAGCUGUUGGACGAGGGCGGCGGCGUGGUGGCUCCCGCCGCCGGUGAUAUCCCCAGCCUUCGCUGGGAGGCUGAGGCGCAGUACUCGGAGGCGGGGCCCCCCAAGGGCAAGCGGUGGCUGCGCGUGAGCGGCCUGCCCCACGGACUGCCCGAGGGACUACAGCGGGACCUCGUGCAGCACCUCUUGAGUACCCCAGUAGAGGAGAUUAAGCGGGACGUGUUCUCAUACCAGUUCUCGCAGCCCGUGCUGCAGAGUGGGCAAGUGCUGGUGAAGGUGGGCGACACCGCGCGCCUGCCAUCGGCCGACGACGCUUUCGCGGUGGGACUGGGCAGGUGGGGGCGUCAGGUGAUCUUCCAGCGGGAGGACAUCGAUCGGUACCUCGCGCAGGCGGCCCGGGGGGCCCAGGUGCGCCGGGUGCGCCGCCCGCCGCCUGCCCCGGCUGCCGCCCGAGCGGCGGCCACGGCGGCUCCGGACGCGGCGGCCACGGCGGCCGCGGCUGCGGCCGCGGCUGCGGCUGCGACCGUGAGGGCGACCGCGGCGGCGGAGGCCGCGGCUGCGGCGGUCGCCGCGGCGGUUGCCGCGGGCGCGGAUGCCGCCGCUGUGGGGGUGCUGAAGGCGGCGGCGGCUGCUGCCGCAGAGGCUGUGGGCGUGGGCGUGGGCGACGGUGGCGGCCGUGGUGCCGCGGCGGGCCUUGGGCUCGACGGCCGAGGCAACGGCACCGGCAGCGGCCGCGGCCGCGACGCCCGCCCGUGGCAGCAGAAGGUCCGCGGCCGCGUGGUGUCCGCGGCUGAAGAGGCGGACGCGCUGGUGGUCCGGUCGCUGGUGCAGGCGGUCUUCGCCGCGGUGACCGCGAAUGCGGCCGUGGUGCCGGCGGUGGUGGUUGACCCCAACCCCUUCCGCAUGCUGGUGGACCCGGACGCGAUGGAGGCGAUGCCUGACGACGAUGAGGUGAUGCCGGACCGGACGCCGACUGCGCUGGACGCUGCGGCAGCUGCGGCCCGGCGUGCGGCCCCCAAGCGGAGCCGGGAGCAGGCGCAGGCGGCGGCCGCGGCGGGCGAGGCGGCGCUGGCGCUGGCCAUCCGGGAGAGCAAGGCGGCCAAACAGGCCUUGGCGACGGCGGCGGCGGUGCGAGCCGCCGCAACAGCCGCGGCGGCGGCGGCAGCAGCGGCCGGGGCCACGGGCACCCCGGCGGCGGCCGAGGCCGGGGCGGCCGCGGCGGUGGUCGCGACAGCAGGCGUGAGUGGCACGAUGGCCGCCGUAGAGGCCACCGCUGCGGCGGGCGUGGAGCCGGCCUCGCCGCCGGCCGCGCCGGUGUCAACGGCGGGCUUGGGGGGCAUCGUGGGCCCGGCGGUCCUGCCCGCGGGGUGGAGCAGCGACGGUGGUGUGGGUGAUGAGGGCCUGGCGGGCGGCGUCGGGCAGGGGCUGCUGGGGGAUGCGGAGACAGCGCCGGAUGCCAACGCGAAGCUGCUGUGUCAGGGCCGGCGGGGCGGUCCUGGCGACUUCAUGGACGUUAAGACGCACGUUCUUGACUCGGACAUCGACCUUGUCACGGCGGACCUGGCGGCAGCCGCUCAGCGGCUGCAUGCACGCGAGUGGACUGCGUGGUGGGCGCCGGCCCAGAAGCCGGAGGGCCGUCGUGUUACUGGCGGUACGGCAAUCCUCAUUCGGUCGAGCCUCCUGCAGCAAGGCGCCAUGGUGCUCGCUGGCGGCGCAGCUGCCGUGUCGGUGGCGGCUGGCGCGUGGGCGGGCCGCGGUGUUAGUUUGCAGUUGCAGUGGGGUGGCCACACCUUCACGCUGACGUCAGCCUACUUUCCCCUGGCAUCCACAGCGCAGCAGGCUUUCAUUCGUGAGUGGGUGGGCCUUCGGGCGUCGGGCUCGGGCGAGCACCUCCUGGCAGCUGACUUCAACUUUGUGGCAGAUGUGGCGCUGGACACCGUCACUGGCCGGGCGCGCAGCGACGGACCCGCAGCCGCCGCGCUGGCGGCGGCGUGCCCUGGCCUCAUUGACGUGUUACGGCGGCGCCACCCGGCUCGCCGCGUGUGUACCUUCUUCCACCCCCACGGGGCGAGUCGGCUGGACCGCAUUCUGUGCAGUGGCGGCCUCGAACCGCAGGUCCUGGAGUGCGGCGUCGCCGCCGGGGUGCCCUCCGAUCAUAUGCUUGUGACGGUUGCCCUUGCGGCGUCGCCUGAAGCCGCGCCACCCGCUCGGAGCCUGCCCAGGGCCCACCUCGGUUUCCGGGACUUCAAAGACUUGGAUCGUGACUACCGUGCCUGGCUGGGUACGGCCCUGGCGGCACGCCCUACUGAUCCUGUUGAGCUGCUGGAGUGGUGGCCGGCCCUUAAACGGGCUGCCGCCACGUCCGCCAACCGCCUGAGCCGGGAAGCUGUUACGAGGCGUGUGGCCGCCAGCCAGCGGGAGGCGGCCGCGCUUGAUGCGGCGGCAGCAGCUGCCGCCGCGGUGGAGGCUGGCGGUGAUGUGCAGGUGGCGGCGCAGGCGGCCGUGCGGGCGCGGUGCACGGCGGCGGAGGCCGCCGUGGCCGCGGCCGCCGGCGCGGCGCGACGUACGCGCCACGCGUGGCUGCGUGGCGGCGAGAAGCCCUGCCCUCUCCUCACGCGCACGCUGCGGCCGGCGGGUGGGCCGCGCGUGAUUGCCAAGUUGAAACAGCCCAAUGGCACCACUACAUCCGACCCCACGGUCAUGGGGCAGGUGAUGGCGCGGUACUGGAGGGACGUCAGUGCCGCGCCGCCGCCCGCUCCGGAUGCCCGCACGCAAGUCCUGGAUGCGCUGCAACAGCACGGGCGCCGGUGUACAGCCGAAGAGGCGGAUCAGCUGGGGCGGGUUGCGGUCUCGGCGGCGGAGACCCUGAGCAAACUGCGUUUCUGACGGACCGUCGCAUUGCCGAUAACGUCCUCUUGCUCCAACUUACUCCUGGCCUGUUGAAAGCCGCCAAAAAGGCCCCGGCUGUGGCGGCCUUCCUCGACUUUUACAAGGCGUAUGAUACGGUGGACCGCUCUUUUCUGCUCGCGUGUCUGGAGCGCAUGGGCGUGGGGGCGGGCUUUCUUACGUGGGUGUCCCGCCUGUUAACUGAUACACGUGGGGCGGCGUUGGUGAAUGGACGUGUGUCAGGAUGGGUGCCGUUGAUGGCGGGCGUGCGGCAGGGCUGCCCGUUGGCUCCGUUGCUCUACCUCGCUGUGGCACAAGCCCUUCUGUCAUGGCUACGCAGCCGGGGGCAUGGUGUGCUCGCUAACCUUGCGUCGGUGCUGGCGUCCCAGUAUGCGGAUGAUUGCACGCCGUUUCUGGAGGGGUUUCAGGCGGUGCCGGGGUUCCUGGCGGACAUGGAUGUGUUUCGGCGGGCGUCUGGACAACGGUUAAAUAUGACUAAAGUUGAACUGAUGGUGAUGGGGACGGUCGGCGGUGCUGGCGCCCUGCCGGCCGGCAUGGCUGGCCCGCCCCUGCCCCCUGGCUGGCGUGUGGUGCCGGCGGCCAAGUCACUAGGGGUGCAUUACGGGGAUUGGGGCGCAUGCUCCCCACCAGUUCCGUUUGAGGCCGUGAUGGGGGUGCUGAGCAAAAUCGCGCGCAUGCCCGUGUCCAUGUUUGGUCGGGCGGCCGCGGCGUCGGCUUAUGCUUUGGGCAAGGUCCUGUAUCAUUUGGAAUUUGCGGGUCUUCCCCAACUGUACGUUGUGGACCGGCUGCUAGCCAGGGUGGCGGCGGUGGUGGAUCGGCGACUGUCGCCGGCCCAGUUUGAUGCCAGCCCACAUGCACGCCCGGUUGGCCUCUCCAUUGACCUUAUGCAACUGCCUCCGGCGGUGGGGGGGGCGGGCCUGUUGCCGCUGGUGCCGCAUGUGAAAGCGCGGCAAGCCGGUCUCGCGGUCCGGUGUGUGUUGGGUGUGUGUGGUCUGCUGCCGUACGUGCCCCCGUGGACCCGGGUCGCGGCGGCGUGGCUGCGCCAGGUGCACCCGGCGGCAACGCCCCUGCGUUUCUUGGUGCGGGGGGCCGCGGACCGUGUGCUGAAUAAGCCGCUCACCCCGGCGGGCAAGCCGUUUGCGCGCCUGCUGAAAGCCAUGACUGCAUUGCCCGCGGUGACUCUUGUGGCGCCGCCCGAGCCGGGCGCGUGGGUGAGUCAUGUGCCGUUGUGGGCUAACCCGGCGCUGUGUGUGGACGGCCGCACGUGGGAAUUGGCUUUCGCGGAUUUGUUCGCUCUGCCGGGACUGGCGUGUGUGGGCCAGCUGGUUGCAGCGCAUGACGGCCUGAACGAACUGCGGCAGGCAUUGACAAGCCCUUGGGCGGAGGGCUCCCGGUCUGGUGAAGCGUGUGCGGAUAUGUAUGUGACUGCUGUGUGGAGGCGGGUGCUGCACUGGAGCACGCGGGCACGCCUGCCGUCGCCCCUGCCGGGGCCGGCGUCGCCUCAAGAGGCGGCCGACCGGUUUGCGGCGGCGGUGGCCCUUCUUCCCGCUGGCUGGGCUGCCGCCGCGCGUGCGGCCCAGCUGGCUCGGGGGCCUGCCGCCGCGCUGCCGCUCCCGGUGGCCGACGUCGUGAGUGCUACGGCGGAGUCGGUGCAACGGGUGGUGCGGGGACUUGGAUGGUUGCAGUGCGGGGGGCCGCCCAUCCUGCUCACUGCCUACACGGUGAAGGCGGGGACCGUGCUACAAAUGGCUCCACAGUUAGCCGCCCUGAAGGCUAAGCAUUUGCAGUAUGUGUGCGAUGCGGGUGUGUCGGGGGUGGGGGCUGCCCUGGCGGCGGGGGCCUUCGUGUGCACCUUGGCCCGCUUGUGGUCGCUGAAAUGGGAGAAUCAUCAUAAGGAAGCACUGUGGCGUGUGGCCGCCAACGCUUGCUGGGCGUUUCCACGGCAUGCUAGCGAGCGGGCGCGAGGCGUUACUGUUGACCCGUGUUGGGCGUGUGGGGUGGACAUGCAGGAUGGGGACCGGCGUCAUUGGUUUUGGGACUGCACUGUUGCGCUGUCACUGCGGGAAAGUAUGGGGAUGGCUAUGGGUUUCCUGCCGGAGGAGGCUCUAAGUGCCUUCUCUCGUGAGGAGUUGUGGUUAGUGCGCCCGCCUGCGGGGCUUGCGCCACCUGUGUGGGAUGUGGUGUGUCUCGCUGCUAUGUCUGCCCUGGACUUUGGUCGGCAGCGUGUGGUUAUGGCCGGGUUGGCGGCGCGAGCGAAGCUGCCGUCGGCCCGGGUGCUGAGCAUUGGACUUGCCGUCGUAGCUGACUUCUGGGGUCGUCUCCAGACGUUUGUGACUUUGGGUGUCAGGCCGAAGGGUUGGGACGCUGUGCCGUUUGCGCAUCCCUUCAUAUCUCGGGCUGUUGGUGACGGCAUGGUUUUGCGCUUGCCGUAUGACGCUGAUUCCCCGCCCCCCUCGCCGUGAGAGGUUGUGCGUGGUUGGUGGCUAUGUGUGUGGGCAGGAUGCACGUGUGGGCGACCGUUCUAGUACCUGGACGCUUGCGCCCUGGUUAGUGCGUGCGCUGUGCGUGUGUCCUGCGGCCUAGACGUUUCCCGGCACUCCUGUGCCUAGGCUUGUGGCGUUGAGGCACAGCGGUGGGGCUCUGGCGGGUUGAGGCUUGGCUAGGACUCACUGUGCGCGGAGUCACACGGACUUUGCCCGCGGGAGGGUUUGCAGCAAAGUCGGGGUUGGGCCCUGAUAGCAUGUGAUGGCUCGGCGUCUUCGGGAGC
Molecule: messenger RNA, 6255 nt
Organism: Chlamydomonas reinhardtii
Lineage: Eukaryota; Viridiplantae; Chlorophyta; Chlorophyceae; Chlamydomonadales; Chlamydomonadaceae
Exons: 3
Coding region: 222-3467 (1081 amino acids)
Biological process (GO): sphingolipid catabolic process; ceramide biosynthetic process
Cellular component (GO): endoplasmic reticulum; membrane; cell periphery
Molecular function (GO): glycerophospholipase activity
Source: RefSeq, a predicted model, not a curated record